Molecule: messenger RNA, 546 nt
Organism: Raphanus sativus (radish)
Lineage: Eukaryota; Viridiplantae; Streptophyta; Magnoliopsida; Brassicales; Brassicaceae
Exons: 1
Coding region: 1-546 (181 amino acids)
Source: RefSeq, a predicted model, not a curated record
AUGGCGGCAACUGAAACAUCAAGCGCUUCAUCAUCAGUCCUCCGCCCUCUCACUCGGGCACAGAUAUGCGCAAAACUCAACCUCUGUUUAAAGAAGCAUUCCACCGCCAACACUCCCACCAAACCUUCCCCCGCAGCCGUUUCACAUCCUCCUCAGAAGAAGCGAAAGUGCUGUCUGUGCGAUCCCACGGCGCGUCCCGGCCGAUCGUUCCUAUGCGCCGUACACCGCCGAUUAGCAAAGGAGAAUAUCGAGAUCCUGCUUUUGAAGGCGAAGCGAAGGAGAUCUGGAUUGAACGUGAAGAUAGGGAUCCUAGGUUUGAAGCCGAAGAAGCGAAGACGGUGCUGCUUCACGACGAGCGAUUCGGGAUUGAACCUGAGGAAGACGGUGAUGAUGAAUUCGCUCGCGGGGAUCGGGAGUGUGGAGGCGGAGAAAUGUAGGAAGUACUUGAAGGAGAGUAUGGUUAAACCGUCGUCUCUCCGUUUCCGUCGUGUGUUCAGGCCACGACGGACCCGGUUCUACGCGUUGCAUGAUAAAGAUCAAGUUUAA